CUGAACGAUCUGUGAAACCAGUUGACUGCUUCCGCACCAUAAUAAUAUUACGGUCAUUAUUCAGUAUCGCUACUCAAGAAUUACUCGUCUUGUUUCUGAAAGCGAACAUUACAAACGGCACUGGGUUGGCUAACGCCAGACUUUCUAACUGUUUAUCCGACUGCAUAAUGGAGAAACUAUCGAAGGUCCAGAAGGCAACUGGCAGUGUGUUGGCACUCAGCAUUGCGGAAGUCCUCCUGGCUGUUGCGGGAUUCGCGGCAAACUUCUACAACCUGUUUUACGGGAUCUUCGCUGCGGACGAGAGUGUUCCCAUGGGACAAACGCUGAUCUUUGUCAUUUCCAUCCCGUUAUACGGAAUACAGGUGGUAUGCGGUGCCCGGUUUAUGCUAGCCAGUGUGCGACUAUUGCGUGGCCAGAGAAACUGCGGCUUCUUCGGUGAAGGUGUCCGUAACAUUCCCGCGUGGGAGUUUGGACUGUGCCAGAUUGCGGCUCUAGUGGGCUCCGGCACGUGCCUGGUGGCCUUGCUUCUCGCAUGGUUCUGCCAGGUCGGCUUCGCCGCUAACGACCUUAUCUGGUCCACCAGACUGGACGUCUUGUUUCCCAAACCUGACACUGUGGCCAAACCGAUACCGGACGCGUGGAGUGCAGUCAAGCAGGCUUUCCAGGCCGACUUCACCGGACAGAUGGUCAUGCUGGCAGCGGUUCUGCUACAGAUCGCCUGUCUCAUUGUGGUGGUCGUCAUCAUUCGGCAAAGUAAAUCCAUCCGCAAAGAGCUGAAGUCGGCUACUCUGAACGCGGAUGGUCGCAAGUCCUCCAAGGAAGAGCACGAGCGUCUAGUUUGCGUCCAUUCGAAGGAGCUUAACGGGCCACCACCAGCGUACAGCCAUAUGUGAUCUUUACCUGGAGGCAUGGAUUCAUCGUUGAGUUCGCGGUAAAUGACAUUUAACAAAGAAUCCUUGAGCAGUUGUACGGUUUACGCGCCGUGUAAGAAUUGUAAACUGCGAGUUUAAAAUAGACAUUGCUCAAAUAUUUGUCUCGAUGUCUGUCUUCUACGAGAAACUUGCAUGAUACGUCUUCUGCUCCAUAAGUUUAUGAUUUAUCUUAGCGCAUAGUACUGUCGUAUGGUUGUGUUCUGUGCUUCGAUUCCCGAGAGCUUUACCCGUUUGACUGUCGUAAUAAUUAUCGUUAACGAUCCUGGAGACCUUCCUGCUAUCUCCAAUAUUCGCCGCUUGACGGUGCCGUUACGGAUUACCCAAGAUGUGUACCUCCGGUCACUGCAAACCCACCGUUAGCCGAUUACGCCCAGCCGACGUGCUUUCUCAUCACUGCUUUCCCCGUGAAGCCUUCCUUGCGCUAUUUCCGGAAGGAGCGCUCCGCAAAACCAUGACUGCUUUCAUUUGCAACGACUUAUUCCGGCUGGCUGGAAUUCGAAAAUGUCAUACAGCUCCAUAAUUAUUACGCUUUAUUUUCUUAUUCGGUAAUGCUAAACGGUUUGUCUGAUGCGUAUUGUCAAAGUAUAGGAAUAUACAUAUGGUCGUAUCUAUUGCGGGAUGCUUGUUUUAGUGUUUCUGUUAAUCUUGUAAUGGUGAUUGUGUCAAAUUGUGUGAGAUUUUUAAUCUCGCAGCUCACAGGAAUAUAUGGAAAGAAUCAA
Molecule: messenger RNA, 1651 nt
Organism: Paramacrobiotus metropolitanus
Lineage: Eukaryota; Metazoa; Tardigrada; Eutardigrada; Parachela; Macrobiotidae
Exons: 2
Coding region: 168-893 (241 amino acids)
Source: RefSeq, a predicted model, not a curated record